AUGCCCAGAAUCACAAACGAAGACGAGAUCCCGGAUGAGAUCAAGAAAGAAGGCAUUCAGCUCUACUUCGAACAUUUCCACAACCGGCCGUACCCACUUUUGGAACAAGCUGGAAAGCCGCACCGUGCUCAAGCUCAGGUUGCUCUUGGCCUGAGGCUUGCUCAAACACGCGGGUUGCUUCGCAAAGAAAGCGGCAUAUCAGCAGAAGAUCAGUCGUCGCUCAAUUGGCGUUCGGUCGUGUGGACAUUGUUCAUGAUGGAUCGCAUUUUCAGUAGCGCCGACGUGAGGUCCCCUUGCGUUCCGGCCUCCUCUUUUCAGCUCUUCUUGAUGCAAUGCGCUCCAUCAAAUCCUGACGGUUCUAUCGCAUCUAGAGAAAUCACGUUGCCGACUUCACCUGGAGAUAUGUUGCGGACAGAGUCCUUGGAUGUCAUUUCUUGCAAUAUCGUGCUCCUUGAUAUAUGGCACAACGCAGUCAUGGAAGUAUCUGGCGAUAGCAAGGCUCCACCUAUUCCUUUCUGGAGACAUGAUUCUGCACAUGCGGCCAUCGAGAGCCGUCUAAUGGAGUUUGAGAUGAGUGGGUGGAACGAAGCCAACAAGGGGAAUCCCACUGAUCUAUUACAGAGCUUCAUCCACACCGAUACACCGCGGUGGGAUCGCCCCGUCCCACCCAAUGUCGCCUGUAAGCAAGAUUUUCACGACAAAAAGCCAAAUACUGAUCAUCCCAGGCAUCAUCCCUUCAUUCUCUUCAUGAAGACCCGUCAACAGCAUGGUCAAGUUCCUCUAACGACCUUGCAAAAGUCCCAUCAGGAAUCUAUGAUUCACUCCAGCUGGGUAAUCCGGCAUAUUGUUGAGAUGGAAGAGGGAGGGAUGAGCAUCUACGAUCCAUUCAUUGGCUAUCUCGUUGCACUUGCAGCCAGCAUUCAGCUGGAACAGACUUUUAACGACAACCCAAGGGUGGCAAAUGCUGCUCGCCGGAAGUACGAGAAGGCGCACGUAUACCUCCAUAAAUUAGCCGAUAUCUGGCGCAAUGCUGCGAAUAUCCUAAGCGUUCUCGAGGACAUCUCGGUCCGUCUUCACAGUCGCCGGACUAUCAGCCACGUAAGCGGAGAAUACGACGGCGCAAUACCUUCCAAGGAGAUCUCAGAUGUGAACGUGGAACAGGAGGACAUCGAUCUCAUGGCGAAGCUAUUUGACUACGCGUCACUCUCUGCCGAACCGGAGAGGGUAUCUCCUGCCACAAAUUUAGUUCCGCGCCACUGCCUCGUAGCCUCUGAACUGGCUUCGAACAUUGCCCCGCAAAGUCUCAGAUCCACCUCUGAUGAUUCGCCUAUUAUGGAGACUGGGCAGAUCCUUCCAGAUCCUCUGGUAGCCCACGAAGAACUCGGUUGGCCAAACGAAGACUUUGAGGUCUUCCCAGAUGUCACGAAUGAGUGGUCAUUCUUCGGCCGGCCAUGGUCGACAUAUUCUUCAGAGGGACCGACACAGCUCACCCAAUACUUUGACCCUACUAACUCAGGCGUCUAA
Molecule: messenger RNA, 1524 nt
Organism: Exophiala bonariae
Lineage: Eukaryota; Fungi; Ascomycota; Eurotiomycetes; Chaetothyriales; Herpotrichiellaceae
Exons: 4
Coding region: 1-1524 (507 amino acids)
Cellular component (GO): nucleus
Source: RefSeq, a predicted model, not a curated record